Messenger RNA from Danaus chrysippus (African queen), 633 nucleotides. The record is from the annotation of a GenBank genome assembly. NCBI's taxonomy places the organism in Eukaryota, Metazoa, Arthropoda, Insecta, Lepidoptera, Nymphalidae.
CUGGAGGGGGAAGUUCCCAAGUUUGUUUCUCCCUCCAGUCAGCUGCCAUCAUGCUCUGGUUUAGAGAGCAGCGGGCCUUCGCAGUUGAGAACUUCUUUUCUAACGGUCGCUCACUUGUUACUACGCAACGUGCCUUCCGCGCUCGCUUUGAAAUUCCUCCUCACAGACUCGUUCCUGGCCGUAAUUCGAUUCUGUCGUGGUUUAAAUCAUUUCGGAAGUGUCGCUAAACCCAGAAAUGGACUUCAACGGACCAUCAGAACUCCGGAAAAUAUCGAAAGAGUGAGGCAAACUAUCUUAGUCCACGAGAAAAUGUUGUGGGAACUCAUUCUGUGGCUCGUGGUUCUAACAAUAGCUAACACUUCGGCCGACCCUCGAGUGAUUCUCCCGGAGCACGAGUCCCUCGCCUCAGAGCUAUCAUCUCGCGUCAUGUCCAGAGCCUCUCGUCUCCAGGAUGUUCGUGAGGCGCGGGACGCUCGCUUCCCUCUCCCCUCCCCACAGGACCUAGAGGCUAUCAGGAAGGCAGCGCAGAUCCUCAUCAUGAUCGGGGAACAGGUAAUACCGUCCAUCACAGGCGACUCACCGACAAACUUCUUAUCAACUGAAAUACCCAACGACCAGGUUUAUAAUAAAUAG